AUGUCCACUGGACUGGAAAUUAUCUCCCUCAUCAACGGCUCCAUCGAGAUCAUCCUCUUGAUCAAGCAGAUUUAUGACACAAUCAAGACAUUCGAUGGACUUCCCAAAGCAUUCGACGAAGUCAACGAACAACUGCCCCUUGUGCAUGACUCACUCACGCGUGCCAAAGGGGGAGUCUCCCAGCUUGAUACCACGGCGAAAACCUCUGUCGAGAAGAUGCUGCAACAAUGCGAGAAGAAGGCUCGGGAACUCCUAACGAUAUUCGAGGCUCUCAAGCAGGCUCAGGGCCACUCGAUCAAGAAUAUAUACACGCGAGUGGUGCUCACAAUCGGCAAACGCGGCCGAGUGGAAGACUUGAUGAAAGACAUCCUGUCGAACAUCCAGAAGCUCUCUCAGAACAAAGUGUUCCAGCUUGCAGAUCAGGUCGAUAAUUUGCAAAGGGCUCUGGACCGGCUGUCUCAGGUAGUUCCGUCCAUUGCAGAUAGCGAGAUGGAAUCGAUGUUCGGAAGCACAGGCCCUCAGCAGAUCGGCGAUAACAACGUUCAGAACUGGGCGGCUGGAGAUGGCGAUGCCUUCCAUGUGACAGGUGGAACUGUCAACAAAGGGGAAACGUUCAGUCAGACCAACCACUACGGCAAGUAA
Molecule: messenger RNA, 642 nt
Organism: Penicillium canariense
Lineage: Eukaryota; Fungi; Ascomycota; Eurotiomycetes; Eurotiales; Aspergillaceae
Exons: 1
Coding region: 1-642 (213 amino acids)
Source: RefSeq, a predicted model, not a curated record